CCACAACAAACACCCCGGCUAAAAAUAGAAACAGUCACUGAGCCGGUCAGUCAGAUGGAGACUUCCGAGGUCUUAACAGAAUACGGGUGAGCUUUUGAUGAAGUCUGCCCUUAAACCGGCUGGCAGCACGGCAGGUCGCGGCGGAUCGAACAUGGAGAACCUCCAGAAACAGCUGGUGUGUCCCGUCUGCCUGGAGAUGUUCUCCAAGCCUGUCGUCAUUCUCCCCUGCCAGCACAACCUCUGCAGAAAGUGCGCCAACGAUGUCUUCCAGUCGUCCAACCCGUCAUGGCGGUCUCGUAGCUCGACCAGCGUGGGCAGUCGCUUCCGCUGCCCGUCGUGUCGCCAUGAGGUGGUCCUGGACCGCCACGGAGUCUACGGUCUGCAGAGAAAUCUGUUGGUGGAGAACAUCAUUGAUGCAUACCGCAGACAACAGGACUCCAGGAUGUCCAGCGUGAAGCCGGAGUCGCUGACGUGCGAGGAGCACGAGGACGAGAAGAUCAACAUCUACUGUUUGUCCUGUCAGACGCCAACGUGCUCAAUGUGCAAAGUGUUUGGGUGCCACAAAGAGUGUGACGUGGCGCCGCUCAGCAGCGUCUACAUCAGACUCAAGACAGAAAUGAGUGACAGCAUCGCCGGACUGGUCGCCAGUAAUGACAACAUCCAGGCUGCCAUCACGCACCUGGAAGGAGUGUGCGACUCUGUCAAGGAGAACGCUUGCAGGUGUCGUGAAGAAAUCGCCAGCCAGUUUGAGACUCUGACGGCCAUCUUGGACGAGCGCAAGCAGGAGCUGGUGCGUCUGAUCACCAGGGAGCAAGACGAAGAGCUGCAGCGUAUACGGCAACUCAUCAGCGAGCAUCGACAGAGGCUGGAGGACAGGAGAGAGCUGGUGGAGACGGCCGUGCACGCCGCCGACCACACGCACGCAGCGGUCUUCGUCCAGAAUGUCACUGUCGUACUGGACAAAAUGUCAGCGUGCGCCCGUGACGCCAACGUCCUCCGACCGCAGUUGUCCUUCGACAACAUGAGCCAUUUUGUCAUCGACGUGGAUGACAUCGCGGAAGUGCUGAACGACAUCCACUUCCGACGCAGUGAAGACGACCUUGAAGACGACUUCGAAGUGGACUGACAAACUCCGCCGGAAUGUCAUGAUCCCAGCAGAAGGUGUCCGGGAGGUUUUUGCAGUAAUUUGACCACUCAUCAAUGUUGCGUGCAAUGCGUGUAUAUCUUUGUAUAUUUUACAUGUAGACAGAUAAGUGUACUAAUAAGCAUAUAUUCUUUAUCUUCACUUACAGUAGUUGUGAAAGUCUUUGUCAUUCCGACUGUGGUCACACAUAGAAGGCGAUGCAAUAAAGUCAUCAUAAUGUUU
This is a messenger RNA of Syngnathus acus (greater pipefish), 1366 nucleotides long. RefSeq names its product tripartite motif containing 54 (gene trim54). Gene Ontology annotation, molecular function: zinc ion binding. The coding region runs from base 98 to 1126 and encodes 342 amino acids. The transcript is spliced from 10 exons. The record is from RefSeq and is a predicted model, not a curated record. NCBI's taxonomy places the organism in Eukaryota, Metazoa, Chordata, Actinopteri, Syngnathiformes, Syngnathidae.